Molecule: messenger RNA, 819 nt
Organism: Erythranthe guttata (spotted monkey flower)
Lineage: Eukaryota; Viridiplantae; Streptophyta; Magnoliopsida; Lamiales; Phrymaceae
Source: RefSeq, a predicted model, not a curated record
UUAAUUUGUACUACUCCAAAUACAUUAUAUACAAAAUAAAACAUUAAUUUUUUCCAUGAAUUAACUUGGCCCGGCCCAAAUAAUCAUAUAAUUUGGUGGCCCGAAUAAUCAUAACAAAAAAAUCCCAAAUUUCCAUUCUGCAAAUUCGUUCGUUAGCAAUGGCCACCUUCCUCAGUCAAGCGUCGUCUUAAACACAAUACACUACGGCGUCGUAUUACGUUCUCUCUCUCUCUCUCCCUACAUCGGUAAUGGCAGCAGCGACGUUCAGAUACUUGGUACAGCUACACAAGGACGUUCCGAAAGCGGCGAGAUUCUACUCAGAGGGAUUGGGCUUCACCAUUGACGUCUGCACUCUCCGAUGGGCCGAGCUCCAUUCGGGCCCUCUCAAGCUCUCCCUCCUUCAUUCCCCCAGUGACAAUGCUGAGAGCAAGGGCUACUCGUCACUACUAUCGUUUACAGUAACCGACAUAAAUAGCACUGUAACGAAACUGAUGUCUUUAGGCGCCGAAUUGGACGGUCCGAUUAAAUACGAAGUCCACGGAAAGGUGGCAGCAAUCCGGUGUGCUGAUGGUCACGUCUUAGGUCUUUACGAGCCUUCUUAGAAAUUCCCGUUCGAGAGUAUGUAUACUGCAGAGCAUCAUAUAUUUUGUGUAGAAGCUCCCGGUAUGUAUUGCAAUCCCCAAAUCGAAUCCAUUCCAUUAAUUCUUGACAUUUGGGACCGAUUUUUUUUCCUUCUUUCUUUCGUUUAUGUUGUUGUAUGUAGAAGUGCCUUUGACAUGUAUAAAUAUUAAAUAGUGGUUAUUUUUGCUUCUUCAUUUU